AUGCAUACUCUUACUGAUGAACGAUUAUCACCUCUCAAAUUUCCAUCAAUUUAAUAAAUCAAUAAGACUAUUUAAGGUGAAGAUGGAACAGUAAAUAUUAAUUACAUUAAUCAAAAAGGUUUUUGAGAUGCGAUAAUUGAUGAGUCGAGCCAAUAUGUGUACAAGUAAUAAGACUGUUAGAACAUUAUAGAAAAUUACUAAUGAAUAAAGUGAAAGAAAGGAUUUGUAAUUAUUGUAGUAAUGGACAGAUGUAAUAUACAUAAAUAAUAAGUAUAGUCAAUGGUGUAAUAAAUUUAACAACAAAAUUUUUAUAGUAUUACAGAGUUUUAUGAUAAGAUAGAACUCAUUUAUUCUGGAUCUAUAGGUUAACUUUGUCAACAACUUUCUGUAAAGUGCAAUGAUUAUUCUUAAUUAAUUGAUAAAAUAUGGAUGUAAUUCACUGGAAUUGUGAAGGAGAUAAUUGAAAAAUAAUCACGGACUAAUAGAAUAUUGGAAAAGGAAAGUUUAACAAAUACAAUAAAAAUACAUGAAAGAUAUUAAAAUUAAAUGAGUGAGAAAUUACAAAGAUUAAAUGAAGCUGAAAAAUAAUUGAAGAGGAAUGUUGAAUAUGCAGAGAAAAUGAAUAAAGAAAAUCGUUAUCUUAGGAAAAAGACUUGUAAAUUGUCAACUGAACUUAGUAGUUAUAAUAAUGAUAUUGAAUUACUUAAAUUAUAAUUGUAAGAUUUAAGUAAAGAGAAUGAAACUCUUAAAUUAUUUUAAUAAGUUAGACAUUAAAAUGAAUAAUAACAUUUCACAGCUGAUUUUGAAGAAGAACUCUAUAAAGCUAAAAAAGAGAUAUUUGAUGAUUUUAAGUUAGUUUUUGAAGAACAGACUAAAAAGUUUGAAGAAGCUUAUUAAAAUAAAAUAUAAGAUUUAGAAAGGGGUUAAGAUGAUAAAGCUUAGAAAGAUGAAAAUUUAAUUGAAGAAUAUGAAGAAAUCUUAUUUAAAGAUAAAUGUGUUGGAAAUACUGUUGAGUUCAGUGAAAUAUAAGUGGAUACAAGCGAGUAAUAUAUUCAAUAAUAAAAGCUUGAUUAUUAAAUCAGAAAUGUUCACUUAAACUGUCAAUUAAAAGAGAAGAACCUAUGAUUGUGCAAAUUAGACUAUGCCAAUACAAAGUAAUAAUUAAGCCUGUGAAGCUAAUUAUGCUCUCAUCAAAAGAGAAUGUAUACCUAGAAAUAAAGAAGAAUAAACAUAUUUAGAAAUGUCUAAAUAUCCAAUCAAAACAUUUACUGAUGAUUACUAUCAAUUGUAUAUAGAAAGAGUUGAAAUUGAGAAAAAGUCAUUUCCCAGUAUUUUAGAUAGCAUCUUAGAUAAAUUGAAAACUAGAUCUCUCCAAAUAUUCAGUGUCAUGUCAAUGAAAGAAGAAUUGUUUUAAGAAGACUUUCGUGAGGCUGAUAAAUAUUUCUAAAACUCUUAUUCGGUAUUUCUGUUAUUGGUAAAUGAUUUCUAAGAUAUUAUCAAAAAAUUGAAAGAGGAAUUGAUAACUCGAAAAAUAUAAAUCUUUGAGACUUAAAUUGAUUGUAAAUAAGCCAAUAGAUAAAAGAUAUAAACUUAGAAGAGAUUUGAUCUCUUGGCAUCCAAAUAUUAAUAAUAAGUAAAGAAUUUCAAUUUCAUCUCUAAAUAACUUAAAGCUGUCUCUCGAUUUUUACCAUAAUAUUAAUAAGAUUAAAUUAGAAGAAAAGCUAUUCGUCAUAAAAUUAAUUUUGAAUUUCCAAAAGGUAUUUCACCAACUCCUAUGUUAAUAAGUACAAACAAUUUAAAUCCUCCUUCUAUUCCUUAAAAUUUCAUGAAUAGUUCUACAUCUCUCUUACAUCCUUAAUAAACUCAACCAGCUUUGUCUAUCAAUCCUAAGAAUUCUUUGGGGUACUUUCCACCCAUGACUCCACUAGAACCCUUUCAAGAUAGUAGUAACCCAUAAAGAACUUCUAUGGUAGAACUCAGUUGUGAUUCUCCUGAUGGUCCAGAAGCAUUCUCACCUUCCAAACCUAUCAUAGCAUUAAAUUGUAAAAUCUCUUAAUAUUAAAUAUAGUCUUCCCAGACAAUAAAUUUGAAGAAUCAUAAAGUUCUUCAGAUGAAGAAGUUGAUUUAUCUGAAUGUUUGAAUCCAGUGAAGAAUCUAUUAUCAAUAGAGAAGAAGUUAUUUGUGAGUAGAUGUAGUAGUAAGAACACUUAAUUGGCCACUUAAACCUUAUUACAAGAAAUACAAUAAUUUCGACGAGACAAAUUAGAUAAUAUUGUCACAUAAAAUACGUUGAUCAAAAUCUUAUCUAAUUUUGUAUAAUGGUGUCUUAAAUUCAAUAAAUUAAAUUAUCCAUUACAUGUUUAAUUGUAUGAGUACUUUUCAAAUGAGAAUCAAUCUCAACCUUAAAAUGUUUGGUUGGGAAAAGUAGCCAGAGUUAUAAAAUCUGUAAUAUAUUAUAAGAGAAGAAGUGAGACAGCAAGACUAUUUCAUUCAAUGUUAGUUGGAGAUGUAUUAAGAUAUAAUAAAAUUAGUUAAGUUUUCAAAUAUAUUUGUAAAUUUUGAGUAAUUUACAAAGUGCCACAUUUACAGAUACUGGCAUUUAAGUUCUUCAAUCUUAAUUAGCAGAUUAUAUUAAAGGAAUGCAAAAGUUGCCUCAAUAUGUAGAUUAUGAUGCAGAAAUAUCACAUCAUUUGGGACCUAUGCAAGAUAUUAAGAAUCAGGAAUUAUUAUUAAAAUAUUCUACAAUACUAUAGAUUUUUGCAGAGGAUGGUGAACGGUUGACUCAGAAUCAAUUCAGAUUGUUACUAUUGGAAUUGGAGAAUAAGAGAGAUGAAUAAUAGAUAAUAAAUAUGUUUAACAAUGAAUGUGAUAUAGAAUAAUAAUAAGUUCAGUAUAUUUCGUUUUAGAGGUUUGCAAUAAUUUGUGAAGAACUCUAAUUACUUUAAGGGUUGGAUGAAUACUUAAUUAGAAAUGAUGUUUAGUAUUUUAAAGAUAUUGAUAUGUGGAGAGUAAGAGAGAUUGAAUUAAAGUUAAUGUUAAUUCGAAGUCAUAAUUAUGAUGCAUCUGAAAGAGAUUUAUUUACAAGAAUGUAUAAAAUGCAUUAGCCACAAUAAAGAAUUAUUUUGGGACGAUAUUUAGAAAGAAGAGCAAAGGAAUUACUAUUAUAAAGAUAUACUUUAGAGUGUUUGGCACCAUUUAUGUAACUUUUCGAAUAAUAAUGA
Molecule: messenger RNA, 3221 nt
Organism: Paramecium pentaurelia
Lineage: Eukaryota; Ciliophora; Oligohymenophorea; Peniculida; Parameciidae
Source: the annotation of a GenBank genome assembly